Quercus lobata is the source of this 1002-nucleotide messenger RNA. Its product is annotated as pentatricopeptide repeat-containing protein At2g27610-like. Lineage: Eukaryota; Viridiplantae; Streptophyta; Magnoliopsida; Fagales; Fagaceae. Gene Ontology annotation, biological process: RNA modification. The coding region runs from base 1 to 1002 and encodes 333 amino acids. Gene Ontology annotation, molecular function: RNA binding; protein binding. The record is from RefSeq and is a predicted model, not a curated record. The transcript has a single exon.
AUGGUAGGUAAGGCAUUAUCUCAUGAUUUUGGAGCUUUGGCAGAUGAUGGUAUGGUUAAUAAGGGAAUUCAAGUCCACACAAUGGUAAUAAAGAAUGGUUUUGAGUCUACCGUGUUUGUGUGCAAUUCUUUAAUUAAUAUGUAUUCAAAGUCAGGGAUGGUUAGAGAUGCUAGAGUUGCGUUUGAUAGUAUGGAGAAGAGGGAUGAGGUUUCGUGGAACAGUAUGGUUGCAGGCUAUGUUACAAAUGGACUUGAUUUGGAAGCUUUUGAAAUGUUUUAUCAAAUGCGACUUGCAGGUGUAAUGCUUACACAGAUGAUAUUUGCUACCAUGAUUAAACUAUGUGCUAACCUUAAAGAAUUAGGUUUUGCUAGACAGCUUCAUUGUCAGGUUUUGAAAAAUGGGUAUUGCUUUGAUCAAAAUAUUAGAACGGCACUUAUGGUAGCUUACAGUAAGUGCAGUGUUAUGGAUGGUGCAUUUCAACUGUUUUCUAUGAUGCAUGGGGUUCAGAAUGUUGUGUCAUGGACGGCCAUGAUCAGUGGGUACUUACAGAAUGGUGGAACAAGGCAGGCAGUGAAUUUAUUUUGCCAAAUGAACAGGGAAGGUGUUAGACCCAACCAUUUCACUUAUUCUACCAGCCUUACGGCUGAUCAUCCUGCCAUUUCUACUUUCCAACUACAUGCACAAGUCAUUAAAACUAAUUAUGAGAAAUCAUCUUCAGUAGGAACUGCACUUUUAGAUGCUUAUGUUAAGAUGGGCUGCAUUGAUGAAGCUGCAAAAGUAUUUGAAUUGAUUGACGAGAAGGACAUUGUGGCAUGGUCAGCAAUGGUAGCUGGGUAUGCUCAAAGAGAAGACACAGAGGGAGCUGUUAAAAUUUAUCUCUGGUUGGCAAAAGAGGGUGUCAAACCAAAUGAGUUUACCUUCUGUAGUAUCGUUUAUGCCAUAUUUUUUUACGCCAUAUGUUUUUACACGUUUAUGAGGAGUGGGCCAAGAGCCAUUUUUUAA